AUGCGAUCAUUGCUCUCUGUAGCACUUCUCUGUACAAUUGCGCAUCUAGGAGAGCCCUUCCUAGGUUCCGGUAUCAAUGGUAAUGGAGGUAUGAGCCCAGGCGGUAGCGGUAGCGGUUGGACCGUCUGUUGCUGCUGUUGUUGUCCACAAAAUGGUCAAGCACAGCAACAGCAACCACCUCCUAUUCCUACUCUUCCACCUACUACCAUGCCACCACCACCACCUCCUCCAGCUCCAAGUUACACUAAUGGCAUGGCAUCGCAGUCGCAACCUGCCGCUUGUAUAAACAUCAUAGUCUGUUGCCCACCACAAGCAUCGCAACAACAAAGUAUGCCAAUGUACCUGCCGCCGGUCACUAGUACGGCGGCACCAGCGACGAGUGCUCCAACGUUCAACUUCUGCAUUCCUUGCUGCUGUGGCUGCUGA
Messenger RNA from Cylicocyclus nassatus, 426 nucleotides. Lineage: Eukaryota; Metazoa; Nematoda; Chromadorea; Rhabditida; Strongylidae. The record is from the annotation of a GenBank genome assembly.